AUGAACGGAUCUGAAAUCUACAAACGCCUGAUCGGUCUGAUCGAGGAACGGGUGCUCAAACCGGGAGAUCGACUGCGCGAGGCUGAUCUCGCCGAGGAAUUUGGCGUCUCGCGAACUCCGAUCCGGGAAGGCCUAAAGCGCCUGGAGGCACAGGGCCUUGCUGUCCAUGAACCGAACCGGGGCAUGGUGGUUCCGACGCUGGACCAUGGCCAGAUCAACGAAGUCUAUUUCAUGCGCGAAAUGCUGGAGGGAACGGCAGCUGGUCUUGCCGCCAAACAUGCCUCGCUGCCUGAAAUCGAGAUCCUGCAGGAUCUGGUCAGGGCGGACAGGCAACGCAUUGCCGACAAGGACAGCCUGGUGCGCUCCAACAGGGAGUUUCACCGGCGCCUCUGCCUUGCCUCGCACAACCGCUACCUUGUCGACCUGAUCGAACACCUGCGCCUGUCCCUGAUCCUGAUGGCGGGCACAACUCUGGACACGCCCGAACGCCGUGAAACGGCAGUGGAGGAGCACGCAGCCGUGGUGGCCGCCAUUGCCAGGGGAGACAGCGAAGCUGCAGAGGCCGCAGCCAGAACCCACAUCGCGCAUGCCCACAAGACCCGGCUGCAACAGAUCUGA
Messenger RNA from Effrenium voratum, 618 nucleotides. The record is from the annotation of a GenBank genome assembly. NCBI's taxonomy places the organism in Eukaryota, Dinophyceae, Suessiales, Symbiodiniaceae.